This is a messenger RNA of Saprolegnia diclina VS20, 2805 nucleotides long. RefSeq names its product CMGC/MAPK protein kinase. Bases 1 to 2805 code for a protein of 934 amino acids. Gene Ontology annotation, biological process: intracellular signal transduction; protein phosphorylation. Lineage: Eukaryota; Oomycota; Saprolegniomycetes; Saprolegniales; Saprolegniaceae. The record is from RefSeq and is a predicted model, not a curated record. Gene Ontology annotation, molecular function: ATP binding; MAP kinase activity. Gene Ontology annotation, cellular component: nucleus; cytoplasm. The transcript has a single exon.
AUGACCGAGUACCCGUCGUCGCCCGUGAGCCCAUCGGCGACGGACCGCCACCUGCAGGCGCUGCCGCUGCGCUGGGAAGGCUACCUGCGCAAGCGCGGCGACUGGCUUCCGCGCUGGGAUACAUAUUAUGUCGUCCUCAGCGGUGUCGACUUGGCCUACUUUGACAAGAGCGACAUGGAGAAGAAGGUCGAGUACGUGCAGAGCAAUUCGAUCUCGCUUCCGACGUCGUGCGGCGACAUGGACAUUAGCGCUGCCUUGCCCAAGUCUACAAAAGCCAAGCAGCUCAAGCCGCGCGGCGUCCACGUGGUUGUGGGCGUCGAGACCGAGAGCAAUGGCAAGACCAACCACCGCAUCACGGUCACGACAUCCAGCAAGCGCACGUUGCAUUUUACGAUGGACGCGAACCUCGACUUUGUCAUUUGGAAGCAGAUGCUCCUUGGCGCCCUCGAGCAGGCCACGCUGCUCGCGAAGCGCCAGCCCGUCGGCGGCCCGCUGCCGUACCCGACCCCGCCCUACCUUGUCGAGCUGCCCGUCAUGUAUGCAUCGUUUGGCGACAUUUGUCGGCGCGUGGGCAAGUUUUCGCUCUUGCUGCCGUGCCUCGACCCAGGCAUCGUCGUGACGUCCAACUACCCGCCGAGCGUGCCGAUGGCCGGUACGUACCACGGCCUCGGCGCGACCGCCGGCUUCCUCGCCUACAUCUCCAUCUUGCACACGCUCGUCGACGUGAGCCAGUUUCGCGUUACCCACAUUGCGCGCGAAGGCGACCUUGCGGUCAUUACCGGCAAGGAAACCAUCACCAACACCAAGAACCAGCGGCGGUACCGUCAGAUCUGGACGCACGAGCUUCGGUUUGGCGCCGAUGGCCGCGUGACGCACCUCAACAUUGUGGGCGAUGCGAUCGCGUCAUCUGUUGCGUUCUCAGCGCACGCUGAUGGACCGAUGCUGUCGCUGCCGCACGACCGCGACGAAGGCAGCAGCACGUGUCCACCUGGUACGCUGCGGGUCGUGUGCGCGGCCGCCGAGGUCCCAAAGGCCAAGAAGGCGCCGCACAUCAAGCUCGGUCUCUACGGGUUUCCCCACACGAUUCUCAAGGCCGGCGCAUCGAGCCGGAAUCUCCAGCAAGUCACGUACGCCACCAAGCCCGCCAAGUCGGUAUCGCCCAUCUACUGGGCCGAGACGCUGGAUCUGUCGUUCGCGGGCGCUGUGCCUGGCACGACGGCCUUCUUGUACUUGGAGGUGUGGGCGCCCGGGCUCAUGGGCGACGAGAUGCUCGGUGUCGCCAAGGUCAACCUCGCUCCGUACCUCGGGCGUCCGUCGAGCUCGUCGGACGAAGACAUUGCGCUCGGCUCAAUUCCAACGUGGUUUGAUCUCGUGGCGCCCGAGCACGUUUUAGCUGCGAGUAGCAGCACCACGAGCGCCAAAGCCAAAAAAGCUAGCGCGACGCUCGGCAAAGUGCAGCUCAGCCUCGUCUUCUUGCCCAAGGGAAUCGCGCCAUGUAGUGCAGUCGUCGCGUCACCGGCGUCCUCGGUCGCGACUACCUCGUCACCGCCACCGAUUCUCAAGCGCAUGAGCUUUGACCGGCUCGCGGCACUUCACGAGCAAUCGUCGGCCUCGUCGACGCACGACGCGACGUCGUCAUCGUCGUCGUCGUCGGGGCGUGUUUUGCGGCAGAGUCUUUCGGAGCUGCCCGACCUCGACGCCAUGCACACGUUUACCGUCUCGGGCACCAAAUUCCGCGUCUACACGCGGUACCAACUCAUCCGCGCGGUGGGCCAUGGCGCCUACGGCGUCGUCAUUGCGGCCUCGGACCAAGUGACGGGCAACGCGGUCGCGAUCAAGAACAUUCCCAAAACGUUCGACGACCUUAUCGACGCCAAGCGCAUCGUGCGCGAGAUCCGCCUCAUGCGGCACCUCGUUCACCCGCACAUCGUCACGGUCCUCGAUGUAAUGCGGCCGCCGUCCCUCGCUCGGUUUGAAGACACGUACAUUGUGACCGACCUCAUGGAGACCGACCUCCACCGCGUGAUCCAGUCGCCAGAACGCCUCGAUGCCGAGCACAUUGCGUAUGUGACCUACCAGAUGCUUGUCGCCCUGCGCUUCAUGCACUCGGCGUCGGUCCUGCACCGCGACGUCAAGCCCUCCAACGUCUUGAUCAACCGCGACUGCCUCGUAAAGCUCUGCGACUUUGGCCUCGCCCGCGGACUCCCGCAAGAAGACGCCGAUUCGGCGGUCGAAGUCGGCGCUUUGACCGAGUAUGUGGUUACGCGCUGGUACCGGGCGCCCGAGCUCCUUCUGAGCUCCAAGUACUCGUACCCAAUCGACGUGUGGAGCGUCGGCUGCAUCCUUGUCGAGAUGUUUACGCGCAAAGCGCUCUUCCCUGGCCACGACCACGUGCACCAGCUGCAGCUGAUUGCGUCAACUCUUGGGUCGCCGUCGCCCGGCGAGCUCGGGUUUGUCACAAACGAGAAGGCCAAACGCUGGAUGGCCAAGCAGACCGUCCAAGCCCCUAAAGACUGGAAGAACGACGUCGCACCGUCGGCACCGGACGACGCGAUCGACCUCAUGAAGCGCCUCUUGGCGUUCGACCCGACGACGCGGAUAACGAUCGACGACGCGCUGGCCCACCCAUUUUUAGCGCCGUACCGCGAGGCUGCCUCGGAAGGCCUCGCGUCCGCGCCCUUUGACUUUGCUUUUGAGCAACACGGUGACCUCCUCGACAAGCCGGCGCUGCAGCGGCUCAUUUUUGAAGACGUGUGCCACUACCACCCCGAAGCCCGCGCCGAACUCGACGCGGCGACAGCGUAG